UUUGAGCCGUUAACGUUCAUACCAAAGUGAUAAGCAUUUUGUAUGUGUAAUAAAACUGUUUGUUGUAAAUUUCUUCAUUCCUUAAAAAUAAUAAAACAUUUGUAAUAUUACUUUAUAAACGAAUUUUUCAAAAAAUAAUACAAAAAUGGUUAUUAAUAAGAAGUUUAUAAUUGCAAAACAUUUCAAAGGUGAACCUAAAGUUUCUGACUUGAAAUUAGUUGAAGAGGAAUUGCCCGCAAUUCAGGAUGGAGAAAUUCUCCUCGAAGCAGAAUAUUUAUCAGUUGAUCCUUAUAUGAGAGCCUAUUCACCAAAUCUUAAAAUUGGCAGUAUCAUGUUAGGUGGUCAAAUGGCAAAAAUAAUUGAAUCAAAAGAUCCCAAAUUUCCUGUUGGUAAACGAGUUAGGGGAUAUUUUGGUUGGCGAACUCAUACAAUUAUUAAUCCAUCGAAAUUUAAGCCUUCUGAAUUUUUAAAUGAAGAACCAAAAGUUUUCCCCGAUUUUGGAGAUUUAUCUCCUUCACUUGGUCUCGGAGUACUUGGGAUGCCAGGUGACACGGCAUAUUUUGGGUUUUUGGAAAUUUGCAAACCAAAAGCUGGUGAAACAUUAGUUGUUAGUGGAGCUGCCGGUGCUGUUGGUUCUCAUGUGGGACAAAUUGGAAAAAUUAAAGGCCUCAAAGUUAUUGGAAUCGCUGGAUCCGAUGAAAAAUGUAAAUGGCUCGUUAAUGAACUUGGCUUUGAUAAUGCAAUUAAUUAUAAAACUCAGGAUAUUUCUGUUGCUUUAAAAAAAGCCGCACCCAAUGGUGUUGAUUGUUACUUUGACAAUGUUGGUGGUGAUAUAUCAUCGGCUGUAAUUUAUCAAAUGAAUAAUUUUGGACGAAUUUCCGUUUGUGGAUCAAUUUCAACUUACAAUGAUGAUUUAAGUAGUCUUCCCAAGAGUCAUAGUAUUCAAUUGGGAAUGGUAAUGAGUCAAUUGAAAAUGGAGGGAUUUAUCGUUACACGUUGGCUUAAUCGUUUAAAUGAAAGUUUUGAGGAAAAUAUGAAAUGGAUACGUGAAGGAAAAUUGAAAUAUCAAGAAACUGUCACUGAAGGAUUUGACAAUAUGUUCAAAGCAUUUGCGGGAAUGAUGAAGGGUGAAAAUACUGGCAAAGCUAUUGUUAAAGUGUAAUGUAAUUAAAUUAAGAAUCUUCUUUUUUUUAUAAUUCACAACCAAAGUCAUAAUAUUUUUAUAACUUUAUUUUUUAGAAAAAUAAAAAUCUAACCUCAAAAUGUCA
Leptopilina boulardi is the source of this 1268-nucleotide messenger RNA. RefSeq names its product prostaglandin reductase 1-like. Gene Ontology annotation, molecular function: 2-alkenal reductase [NAD(P)H] activity; 15-oxoprostaglandin 13-reductase [NAD(P)+] activity. NCBI's taxonomy places the organism in Eukaryota, Metazoa, Arthropoda, Insecta, Hymenoptera, Figitidae. The transcript has 4 exons. Bases 146 to 1162 code for a protein of 338 amino acids. The record is from RefSeq and is a predicted model, not a curated record. Gene Ontology annotation, biological process: prostaglandin metabolic process. Gene Ontology annotation, cellular component: cytoplasm.